UUUAGAAAGUCGGGAGGAUUCAUCGAUCUCUCCGUCUAGCGAAUCGGCGAAUAACGAAGAGAGAAUGAGUUCUGCAAACUGGAAGCACACUCUUCUCUACUCAACACUAAUUAUCUCUCUUCUCUACAUCGUCGAGACCCUAAUCUCGCACAAAUUGCACAUCAACCACAACAAAAUCCGCCUGAAAAGGUCUCCGAAUCUUCCUCUACGCUUCCGCGAUGAUGGCACUUUCAAGAUCCUCCAGGUCGCGGAUAUGCAUUACGGAAUGGGGAGUAUUACUCGAUGCAGAGAUGUGUUGGAUGCAGAGUUCGAGUACUGUUCUGAUCUCAAUACCACACGGUUCCUUCGAAGGAUGAUUGAAGCUGAGAGACCCGAUUUGAUCGCCUUUACUGGGGAUACUAUAUUUGGAUCAAGCACUACUGAUGCAGCGGAAUCUCUUCUUCAAGCCAUUGGUCCAGCCAUUGAAUAUGGAAUCCCAUGGGCUGCCAUUUUAGGAAAUCAUGACCAGGAAUCCACUAUGAACCGUGAAGAACUGAUGACUUUCCUCUCUCUUAUGGAUUUUUCUGUCUCUCAGAUCAAUCCACCUGUCGAAGAUGACUCGGAUCAAGCUGAAAGAGGCGCAUUGAGAUCUAUUGAUGGAUUUGGGAAUUACCGCCUCAGAGUACACGGUGCACCUGGUUCGGUGCUGUCAAAUAACACUAUCUUUGACCUCUUUUUUCUAGAUAGUGGAGAUAGAGAAACAGUCCAAGGUAGACGAACAUAUGGAUGGAUCAAGGAAUCUCAACUUCGUUGGCUUCAAGAUACUUCCAAACAGGGUCAUAACCAAAACGUAGUAAACUUUACCGGUGAUCCUCCUUCAGCGCUAGCCUUUUUCCACAUUCCAAUUCCGGAAGUUCGUGAUCUGUGGUACACACCCUUUAUUGGUCAGUUUCAGGAGGGUGUAGCAUGCUCCAUCGUUCAAUCAGGAGUCUUAAAGACCUUUGUGUCCAUGGGAAAUGUAAAAGCCGCGUUCAUAGGACACGACCAUGUCAACGAUUUCUGUGGAAAUCUAAAAGGGGUAUGGUUUUGUUACGGUGGAGGAUUUGGAUACCAUGCUUAUGGAAGACCAUAUUGGCAUAGAAGAGCAAGAGUGAUAGAGGCUAAGCUCGGGAAAGGAAGAGACACAUGGACAGGAGUUGAACGUAUCAAGACGUGGAAACGUCUAGAUGAUGAAGACUUGAGCAAGAUAGACGAACAAGUCUUAUGGGAAGCUUCCUACACAUUUCCGAAGUGACCAAGGGACAAGGCAAGUAAGUUAUAUAUUUCUUUCUUCAUGAUUGCCCAUCUUUUGAUGUUUUGUGUGAGAAAAUUCUGAGUCUCUGCGUUUAGGCUUGGAUUAUAUGUAAACAUAACGACAUGCAUUGCACUUGAUACAUUUGGGUCUGUUAUUCUUAAAAACGUUUUUCAGAUGGUCACAAAAUUCGGUCCCUAGGGCCUAGGCCUAGGGACAUCAUCUUUCGUUAGGACCAUUUCUGACGAAACAUAUGUGAAUGAAACACCCUUUCG
Molecule: messenger RNA, 1545 nt
Organism: Eutrema salsugineum
Lineage: Eukaryota; Viridiplantae; Streptophyta; Magnoliopsida; Brassicales; Brassicaceae
Product: probable inactive purple acid phosphatase 28
Exons: 4
Coding region: 65-1273 (402 amino acids)
Cellular component (GO): cytoplasm
Molecular function (GO): hydrolase activity, acting on ester bonds
Source: RefSeq, a predicted model, not a curated record